This is a messenger RNA of Chaetura pelagica (chimney swift), 549 nucleotides long. RefSeq names its product family with sequence similarity 109, member B (gene PHETA2). Gene Ontology annotation, biological process: receptor recycling; endosome organization; retrograde transport, endosome to Golgi. Gene Ontology annotation, cellular component: trans-Golgi network; recycling endosome; early endosome. Lineage: Eukaryota; Metazoa; Chordata; Aves; Apodiformes; Apodidae. The record is from RefSeq and is a predicted model, not a curated record. The transcript has 2 exons. The coding region runs from base 1 to 549 and encodes 182 amino acids.
AUGAAGCUGAAUGAGCGGAGCGUGGCCCACUAUGCCACCUGCGACUCGCCAGCCGACCAUGCCGGCUUCCUCCGCAAGCGCGUGGAGCGGCACCACCCCCACGGCCACCACCCCACCUCCUACCAGCGUCGCUGGUUCGUCCUCAAGGGCAACCUCCUCUUCUACUUUGAGGAGCGGGAGAGCCGGGAGCCUUCCUCCUCCGGUAGGAAGAGGCAUCUCUCCAACCCUGCCUUGGUGCCUCUCCAGGAGAAGCCCACCCCCCUGGAGAAUGGUUACUCCACGUGGGGUAGUGGGGGUGGCAUCCCCGGGGUGGCCACCUGCCCUGAUCCUGACGGAGGGCACGCCAAGCCCCCACCUCUGCCUCCACGCCGGCGCUCAGCUGCUGGCAGCGCCGCGGGUUCCUCAGCACCCGGGCUCUCACCAGCCGGGCUGGAGAGCCCGGUGUCACUGGAGACAGCCUGCUUCUCUAAGCUGCACAGCUGGUACGGGCAGGAGAUUGCAGUGCUGAGACAGGAGUGGCAGGAGAGGCAAAAGAUGGGACACCCGUGA